UUUUUCGCCAUCCUCAUGGCUUCGACAACCGUGCUUGUCGACCCAGCUACUGUCCUCGGAAAACGUAGAAGACCUCGAUAUCUUCUACAACUCACGUCUAGUCCUGAACCGCCGGCCCUUGCGGACGAACGACGCGCCUCAAGCUCGAAAACAGCUCCGCCAAUCAUCGUCAACGGGAGCCUCGUUCUUGCGUCAACCAAACGACGUUAUCAAUGCACGCAUGAUGGCUGCAAUAAGGUCUAUACCAAACCGUCGCGUUUAGAAGAGCAUGAGAGAUCGCAUUCGGGAAAUGUUGAUAGUCCUCACGUCCUUGUCUGGCCCACCCAUUGACCCUACCUCCAGCGUCCCUUCAUUUGCGAAACAUGCGACAAGUCCUAUCUACGGGAAACGCACCUCCAAGCCCACUCUCGCAGUCAUCUACCGCACUCGGAGCGCCCAUUCGUUUGCACUGAGAGCAAUUGUGCAAAACGAUUCUGGACUUCUCAGCACCUUCGGACGCAUGUCGAUUGGCAUAAUGGAGCGAAACCAUUUGAGUGUUCAGAGGACGAUUGUCACCAAAGUUUUGCAAAACAUCAUCAGCUCCUCUCACAUAAGUGCAGCGAACAUGCGCCACCCGGUUCGAAGCCCCACCGCUGUAACCACAAGGGAUGUAUCCAAUCCUUCUCAACAAAUCAACAUCUACGAACCCACGCAAAGGUUCAUAAUGACUUGGACUGCAUUGCAGCAUCACAACCGGACUGUUCAUCCUCCGACUUGUCCGUAUCCAUCUUGCGAAGGGAAGACUUUUACGGCUCAAAAGGGUCUUCGGGCGCAUUUUAAGCUUCACGAGCAACAAAUGAUAGAGGCGGAAUUGACUGGGGCACUGUCCGACGACGACGAACGUCCGCCAAAAAAGAAACGUCGAGGAGGGGAGGUUGGACGGGACUGGGUUUGUGGGCGAGACGGGUGCUCUAAGGACUUCAAAUCGAAAAAAGCCAUGACCACACAUGUGAACAUCACACAUCUGGGCCGACGGGAUUUUGAAUGCUCCCAUGAAGGUUGUGAUCAGAAAUUUGGAUACAAGCACCUCUUGCAGCGGCAUCUCGCCAAGCACACAGCUCCGACAUCUUCAAGUGACGAUUCAGACGACACUUCUCCAAAGGCCCCUGAUUUGACCAUCGACAUCGUCACUGGCCAGGCCUAUGCACAUUCUGCUGAGAAGAAACUCGAAUCGUUCCAAGCAAUCCAAUGCCCCUUCCCAAAAUUGGACGGCCUAGGCCUUGUUCGGGUGUCCCGUAGCAAAUUGACAUGCGCCUACGUCUUCAAUCGUGCAUACGAUUUCCGGAGACAUCUGCAGUCUGCCCACGAUAUCACCGUUGAAAAAGAUGUUGCCACCUCCUGGGUUCAACGACACCGGGUUUCUCUCUUAGCAUAG
Mycena citricolor is the source of this 1414-nucleotide messenger RNA. The record is from the annotation of a GenBank genome assembly. Lineage: Eukaryota; Fungi; Basidiomycota; Agaricomycetes; Agaricales; Mycenaceae.